CUUCCGUUCUUCGUAUCGUCUUCGUAGCUUUUGGUGCCAUUUAUAUUUUCCCCUCUUUCAAAUUCUUUAAUUUGGGUCAUGAAUGGAUUGGUUCAGACACGUCUACUCCGAAGGACAGCAAGUACUUUGAGAACUGCUUUACUCUUGUCUUGUUGCGGACGAGACUAUUCUGGUUUCAGCGAUAGGAAUCUGUCUUAUAAAGAGAGAUUGAGAAGUGGGCUUGCUGAUAUCAAGGCAGAGGAUGCUGUUGAUCUGUUCCAAGACAUGAUUAGGUCUCGUCCUCUUCCCACUGUCAUUGAUUUCAGUAGAUUGUUUAGUGCCGUUGCCAGAACAAAGCAGUAUGAUCUCGUUCUAGCUCUCUCCAAGCAGAUGGAGCUGAUUGGGAUUGCGUAUGACUUGUACUCUCUCAAUAUUGUCAUCAAUUGUUUCUGUCGGCGUGGUAAAGUUUGUUACGCUUAUUCUGUUUUGGGGAAGAUCGUGAAACUUGGUUAUGAGCCUGACACAGUCACUUUUUCAACUCUGAUUAACGGAUUAUGUCUCGAGGGCAGAGUCUCCGAAGCCGUGGGAUUAGUUGAUCGAAUGGUGGAAAUGAGACAUACACCCGAUGUCAUUACAAUCAGCACUUUGGUCAAUGGACUUUGUCUCAAUGGUAAAGUGUCUGAGGCUGUGGUUUUGAUAGAUCGAAUGAUUGAAAAUGGCUGUCAACCCAAUGAAGUUACCUUUGGACCGGUUCUAAAUGUAAUGUGCAAGUCCCGGAAAACUGCCUUGGCCAUGGAGUUGCUCAAAAAGAUGGAAGAAAGAAAGAUCAAGCUUAAUGUAGUCCAUUACAGUAUCAUCAUCGAUGGUCUUUGUAAAGACGAAAACCUUGACGAUGCACUCAACCUUUUCAAUGAAAUGGAGAUGAAAGGGAUUAAAGCAAAUGUUAUUACCUACAACACUCUCAUUAGAGGCUUCUGUAAUGAUGGUAGAUGGGAUGAUGGUGCACAGUUGCUGAGGGAUAUGAUCACAAGGAGAAUCACCCCCAACGUUGUCACAUUCAGUGUUUUGAUUGAUAGUUUUGUGAAAGAGGGAAAGCUUCUAGAGGCCGAAGAACUGUACGAGGAGAUGAUUCGACGAGGUAUAUCUCCUACUACUGUUACAUAUAGUUCUUUGAUAGAUGGGUUUUGCAAGGAGAACCGCCUAGACAAGGCAAACCAGAUGCUGGACCUGAUGGUUAGCAAAGGUUGUGAUCCUAAUAUCGUGACUUAUAGUAGUCUCAUAAAUGGAUAUUGUAAGGCUGAGCGGGUCGAUGAUGGUUUUGAAUUGUUCCGCAAAAUGUCCCUGAGAGGAGUGGUUGCUAAUACAGUUACUUAUAGCACUCUAAUCCAUGGGUUUUGUCAAUCGGGAAAACUUGAGGUUGCUAAAGAACUCUUCCAAGCGAUGGUUUCUCGUCGUGUUCCUCCUGAUAUCGUGACUUACAAAAUUUUGCUGGAUGGGUUGUGUGACAAUGGGGAACUAGAAAAAGCAAUGGAAAUUUUUGAAAAAAUGCAGAAGAGUAAGAUGGAACUUGAUAUAGGUAUCUAUAACAUCAUCAUUCACGGGAUGUGCAAUGAUGGUAAGGUAGAUGAUGCUUGGGAUUUAUUCUGUAGUUUACCUGUUAGAGGAGUGAAGCCCGAUGUUAAGACAUACAACAUAAUGAUUGGAGGACUGUGUAAGAAAGGCUCACUGUCUGGAGCGGACAUUUUGUUUAGAAAAAUGGAAGAGGAUGAGCAUGCGCCUGAUGGUUGUACAUACAACACACUAAUACGAGCACAUCUCCGAGGUAGUGACAUAAAUACAUCAGCUGAACUCAUCGAAGAAAUGAAGAGGUGCAGGUUCGCUGCUGAUGCGUCCACUAUAAAGAUGGUUAUCGACAUGUUAUCGGAUGGUAGAUUGGACAAAAAGUUUUUGGAUAUGCUUUCUUCGAAUUUUAGGUGUUAACACCACUACUCUCUCUCUGUCUCUCAGAACAUUGAAAGAUAAAAGUCCUCCAAGUGGUCUUUUCUAACAUAAUCCUGGAGUUACAUUACAUAUAGCAGCAUUUGAUAUAUACAGUAUACACAACAUGUUUUCCUCCUUUAAGAAAAGCUGAUCGUCCCACACCAAAAUACAGAACCAUUCUUCUUCUUCUCGUUAAAUCUCCGGAUAUGAGAGGUCUUUUAAAGUCAAAAGGGCUUUUAGUACAAACAUUUUCGGCCCAAAGUCCAAUAAGAACGUGAGUAGCAUGAUUUACACGUGACUUUUACUUAAUUGAAAAGGUCCCCUCCUUCCUCAAAAUAUCUCAUUUCUUUGGUGUUGUUCCGAUAAUCCCAAAACUCUCUGAAUCGAAUUGAGAGAGAAAGAGAAAGAAGAAAAAAAAAACGAAAUGAGCUACGAGAAAGUCCCACCGGAAUCGUAUCCUCCUCCAGGAUACCAAUCUCACUAUCCACCUCCGGGUUAUCCAUCGGCACCACCGCCGCCGGGAUAUCCUUCUCCUCCGUCGCAUCACGAAGGAUAUCCUCCUCCACCUCAGUCUCACGGAGGAUAUCCGUAUCCACCACCGUCUUCGCGUCCUUACGAAGGCGGUUAUCAAGGUUACUUCGCCGGAGGUGGUUAUCCUCAUCAUCAUCAGGGACCUCUGCCGCCGCAGAACUACGAUCACUGCCAUCACGAUCAUCACCAUUACCAAGAUUCUGACUCUGGUUGCUCCUCUUUCCUCCGUGGCUGUCUCGCUGCUCUCUGCUGUUGCUGUGUGUUGGAGGAAUGCUGCUUCUGAGAAUGCCCGUCUCUGCGGAUUGCUCGUCAUUUUAUAUCUCCAAUCGAAGACCUAUGCCAUAACUCUCUAUGUCUUCUUAUGUACACUACUACUAUGUCAUGUUUCAUUGUCUGUUAAUGUUUGACCUCUUUGUUUGAGAGAGUGCGCUCCGAUGGAUUAGACAAAGUAGAGGUUUCUUGUGAAUGUUCUUUGUAUUUUUAAUGUGAUAUUUUGGAAAACAUAGUUUGCUAUUUUACCCAGAUUUCACUUC
Messenger RNA from Camelina sativa (false flax), 3023 nucleotides. RefSeq lists its product as uncharacterized. NCBI's taxonomy places the organism in Eukaryota, Viridiplantae, Streptophyta, Magnoliopsida, Brassicales, Brassicaceae. The record is from RefSeq and is a predicted model, not a curated record.